AGCGGCAGAAAGAGAAGGAGAAAGAGAGGAAGAGAAAAAGGGGGGGCCCGGUGGGACGUAGUGGGGCCCAGUCGGUCGAAGUCUCACGCCUUCCGUCAGUCCUCAGUCCGACGAGGAGCGUAGAUCGGUGAACACCUUGUUAUUCCAUCGCCACCCGCUCGAUUCGUGCGCGUUCCAUUAUCGAACGUCACUCUGGCUCGCGAUAAACAACGUCCCCUCGAUUUUCAAUCGACCUGGAAUCGACCCUUGCAGACUCUCGUGUAGGAGGAAAGUUGGUUAAAUAGGAAGCAGUCGGUCAGGCGAAGGCGACCGACAGCGCCAUCUACGCGGCUAAAGGACAGUGCGAUCGUCGAAAGGCUGGCAAAUAAGCGGAUAAAGCGAGUGGAUAAACUCGUCUCGGGAUACAAUAAGACGGAAGCUCGGACAUGUUUCGGAAGGUCGAUCGCCGAUGAGGCAGCGAGGAACGUCGGAUACGACAGCCUGCGUGGCUGACGAAGGCUGUCGGCCGCGCCUCUGGAUUCCAACAGCGGCGACACACUCAGCGGGCCCGUUCGAUUCCGCAGUGUGUCGGUGAGCGUUGCUCGUUUCUUGUGUUGCGUGGAAAGAGUGUGUAACCUGUCCGCCGCGGUGGAUCGGUACACGUGGAGGUGAGGGGCGACCAGGAGGACGUAGACGCCACUGGUGUAUACCGCAUACCACAGGAGGACCUGGCCUGGACGAGCAGAAGAAAGAAGAAGGGGAGGAGGAAGAGGAACGAGGUGGGGGGUUGAAAAAGGUAGGCAAGAUCGGGAGCGGUGUUGGAAGAAAGAAACGCGAGCCGGCUGGAGGAUCGAGGAGAGAAGGCCAGGUAGAAGAGGAAAAGGGAGUUACGGGCAGGGAACGGUUGGUGGGGAAGCCGUCAGAAGGCGGCCAUAAUGGCCUGACGCGAUCUCGAGCGAGCGGCGGCUACAGCUGCUGCGAAAUAGCCGAGAGCGGCUCUCCUCGUUGUCCACGCACACGUAUUUUGCAAUCGCGGACGGGCUACGUGUUUGGAAAGUGACUGCGUAAUCGCGAGUGAAGUGUGUUACCGGGUGGAGUCCUCCUCUCUAACGUUGUUCCACGAGUGGUGCUUCUCGAAUUUUAUUUUCGAUCGGCUCGAUGCUCGAUGCUCGGUGUUCGAUGAUUCGACGGUUCUGGAUCGUUGCUGGCCACUUCGCUAUCGCGCCUACCUGCUUCCAUUUCCUGUUCUGAGUCGAAAAAGCGAGGGAGGAGACGCGACCGCUUGAGAAGAUCUUUAAUCGCGCAACGAGGCUCGCUCCGAGGUAAAGAUGAGGGGUGCCAAUCAAGAUACCGCGACACCGUAUUGUCGUUGCAGAGUCCUGUACUUGGGUAGCUCCGUGCCCCAUGCCAGCAAGGAAGGGUUGCUCGGUGUCCAGGAACCCUUGAGGGAAUUGUAUCCGGAACAGGGGGCCCUAGGAGCACGUGGACUCGACUCCUGGCUCAGCGUUUGGAGCAAUGGCCUGUUACUGGAGAACGUGGACGAGCAUCGCAAGAAGGUUACCAGGUUCUUUCCCAUCGAGGCGCUUCACUAUUGCGCCGCGGUCAGACACGUCAAAGGCGGAAGCGGCGACUCGUCAAACACAAGGUUUCUGCCUUUGGACUCGCCGUUCGCCAGGACGCCAAGUGCCAAUCACCCGCCCCUUUUCGCCGCGGUUCUUCGACGAACUACCGGUAUCAAGGUUCUCGAGUGUCACGCGUUCAUAUGUAAACGCGACAUGGCGGCCAACGCCCUGGUCAGAUGUUGUUUUCACGCGUACGCCGACAGCAGCUAUGCCAAGGGUCUGGAUCCGAGCACCACGACUAACGGGGUAACCGGUCAUCCUUCGAACAACAGUCUGUAUCACACGUUGGGUGGAUCCAGCACCACUUUGGACAGCCCUCAGGCGACGCGUUUGGACGCUACCUCGACGGACGAUAUCAGUCUGUACAACGGUGACGAGAAUCACAAAGUUUGGGCCAGGGGUCGCGACGAGGUCGAAGGUUUAUACCAAGAACAAGGCACUCUUAGGAGUACCAAGGGUUCCAGACCCCGUCAGCUGGUCGCUCCACCUCCUCCACCGCCGCCACCGCCCCCACCCUCUCAACCUCUGCUCCUCGAGGAAUCCUCUUCCUCCUCCGUUCGCAGGAAAGCCAACAAAAAGUUGAAGAAACUGAAAAACCGAUCAUCUCACGAAGAUCCCUUGCAGCAGGCGCAUCUACACCCUCAGCUUCACCAGGGAAUAUACACGAACGGGCAUGGACAUCACACUCUGGGCCAUCCGGUCAGGCAGCAACACUAUCAUCCUCACCCUCUGCCGCCGAGCAGUCGAUCCGUGGCCGGAACUCUGGCCAGACCGGCCCCGGUCUUGUUAGUCCCAGCUGCCACUUUACCCAGGAAGGCUCAUCAUCAUCCCAAAGGGCUCAGACCGAUCCCAGCGGCCGCUCCGAUUGUCCCGGUGUACGCCCCCCUUCCGGUAGUGCCUCCACCACCCGCCGCAGCUAUUUAUCCGGCUGGAACUUACGGGACGGCUGGGAACAGAGGCAGAAGGCAACACGCCGACGCGGAUUCUUCGACCUUAGGCGCUUCCAGGAGGCUGGCCGCGUCUCACGCUGACCUAACUUCCGCCGAAAUGAACAGAGCGGCGGACAGUCCUGAGAACGAAUCGCGUUUCGGUACCGGGAUCUAUCGGCGGAAGGGCCAUUUGAACGAGAGGGCAUUCUCGUACAGCAUCCGAGCGGAGCAUCGUAGCAGAAGUCACGGAAGUUUGGCUUCUCUAGGUUUUAGCGCGCAAAAUGGGAACGCGCUGCCCAAAGAAGAGAAGAAGGACAGGGAGAUAGCGCAAUUGGUGGCUGGUUUGAAUUUGGACGAUAGCCCGGAGAGGGCACAGCCGCCGGCCAACCCCAGGAACGGUUAUUCCCAUCAUCAGCAGCAACUCCAGCCUCUUCCCAGGCCUCGACCUCGUUAAGAUCACUCGCAUCGAUUCGUAGUCGAUCCAAGUCUGGAGAGAUCGUUGCUCGAGUCGAUCCAUAACCGAGUCAAAGCCUGACUAACGGGGACGCUUUAUCCCCUCGUGGAAAUGUGAACGAUUAUUGUAGAAUUUAUUUACAGAGUCGGAAAGAAAUCCGAGCUGACGAUGCGAAUGGAUUUGAGAUCGAUCGUCUUUCGUUGAAUCGAACGACACGAGAUAGACGUUGCGUAUCGUUUUCCUUCGAAGAACCAGUGUUUUCGUAGAUGGAAAUUUCGAAAUUUCGUUUCUUCCAGUUUCCGGCUGUUCAAACAGGAAUACUCGUUUGAGCAGAAAAAUACGAGGAAAACGAUUCGUCGCAGCAUUAGCGUGGAAAAUCGCGAUAGGUGGUCGAGCUGUGCCCAACUGGUUCAGUUGGCUUUCGUUUCUCGGAACAACCUUCCCCGAGUAGGAAAAUUACGGACAGGUAAAAAGCUGACAAACGUCAGGCCUCAUCUUCGUCGUGCAGGUUUCUACCUGUGACCUCGAUCGUCUUAUCUCGAGAGUUGGUUACCUUUGUCGAAUUAACAACUCGGAUCGUGGGAUGCUUUGGUGGAAAGAAAUUGAAUACAAGUUCGUCUGAAACAAAUUGAUUUUUCUGGAUUUAGAAGAAAUUUAUAUUUUAACUUUUCCGAAGUUGUUUUCUAUUCUUUUUUAUUUCUUCUUUUUUUUCCAAACUUUUAGAAGUUAAAUUUAACAUUUUACAUAAAUAGAUUAUCCCUUUGACGGAAUAUAGCAAAAUUAUAUAUAGUCUUGAAAAAAUAAUUUAUUAGAUAUGAUUCAAUGGAAUUAAAAUAUGAAUAGUCGAAUAUGAUUUUGACUCUUCUAAAGAUUAAAUCGAUAAAAAUCCGAUGUUUUUUUCUUUAAUUGAUGAUGGUUGGCGGAAAAGAUUGAUGUAACGAAAAAAAAAAUCCUUCCUGUCUAAUUGGACAAGCUCGAAUUAUUGUCACCAGACCAAGAAGAUCGUUCUAAUGGUUGAAACUCGUUAGACACCGUACAUAGGCACGCAAUCUAUAUAAUAUUUCCUUCAAGAAUAUAAUAAUAAUUUUGAAAUUAGAAUUUUAUACUUUCAUUAACGAAAUAUUACUUACAAAUUUUACUAAUUUUUAUAAUUCGAUGUUCAAAAUUUCUUAAAAUCGGUUAAAAAUGAAAUAUUAAAGGAAGAUCGUUCGUUGUUAUUUUUAUUAUUUCAAUUUUAAUUGAAUCCGAUCGAAACUCUUUCAUCGUGAUAAUGGUGAACAAUUCGCCAUUCUUCUAAAAUUAUCGAAAAAUCGUCGAACAAUUUCCCCCUAGAAAACUGAUGGUUUUCUCGCUUCCCGACGCACGACUUUCAGUUGGCUCGCUCGUGAGAACGCAAACGUUAAUCUUAAUUGCAUGAGAAAAAGUUAUGCCGCGAGGGAAAAGGAAGGAGAAUUUUGAGAGAUCGAGGGAAAAGAAAACUUGUAUAUUUCGUUCUUUCUUUCUUUUUUCUACGAUCGAAACAAUAUUAUAUCAAAAAUGUAUCUUACGCAAAAUCUUUACAUUUUUUCGCCAACGAAACGCAUAAAUCUCACGAUAAAAGGAAACGAAUAUCACGCGUCAAGUUUUAUAGAUAUACAUUGUUUUCGUGACGAAUGAGAUUUCAUAAGUGUGAAUCGGCCUUGCGGUAUUAACCUUAAAUCCAAUUACAAUUAUUAAUUACCGGAAUCUAUAAAAUUUCGAAGAGAAUGCGCGGUAAUUGCGAUCAUUUGCAUGUUUCCAGCUGUUUAUUUUUUGUUGCUCGAUGUUUCACGCGCGUAGCGCAACGCGGUGGGAAAAUUACUCGGGUUGCAGGGGCGCCACCAUUAACAUAAGGGAAACGGCGUGUAUCGCGUUCCUUUGACACACGGCCCCGUUUUUCCACGGGAAAAAAACAAGUAUCGUAACGAACGAGUAUUUAAUAACCGCGGAGACACGGGGAUUACUUAAGCGUGCAUACUUUGAUGCGACUCGCGCAAUCGCGUGUAGAAUCGUGCUCGUGAGAACCAAAUCUGGGAAGCUUGAAAUGCAAUUGCUUUGUGCAAUAAUAUCACCGAGACGAAGUUGCCAAUAUUGUUCCGCACAAUUAACCUGAUGAUAGUAAUUAGUGCGCGGCUUAACAGGGGGAGAAAAUCCGCGAAACAUUUGUUUCUUCACGCUCGAGUCGAAAAUUGAGCAAAUAUCGAAAUAUCGAGAAAAAUAUUUCGCGUUAAAAAAUUAAAAUAAUUUUCAAUGAUGAUAAAUAUUUUCUCCGUUGAGAUUAUUACGAGGAAUUCUAGGUUAUAAUUAAUAGUCUUUAUAAAAGAAGAGAAACAAGUCCGAAUUAAUUAAUUAAUCAGAAAUGAGAGCCAAUCCAGCGGUCGUUCACUUGGGCAUCGAAUAUAUCUAUUUUCGAAACUGGUUAUAGAUAUCUUGCAUGCAUAAACGAAUACAUUUUUCCUAUGGACGAGUAUUGUAUGUAUUAUUAGAUAUUAUUAUUAGAUAUUAAUCGAUUAUUAUCGAUUCGCGGCCGAUGUUAUGCACUCGCUGCAUAUUUUCUUAUUGGAUUUUUUCUCGAUCGCUUGUCGAAACAAUUUGCGCAAUGAAAAUGCGAGAUAUAUUUAUUUAUCAUUUCAUUUAUUUGCUAUUAAAAAAAAUCGAUAAUUUUUUUCUACUUUGAUUUAUCGAGUCAAAUAUAAUAUUUCUUCGGUUCAUAAAUAUGACAAUUGUUCGUUAAUAGCGAUUUAAAAUUUUUUAAAAUUAUCCUAUAGUACGUUAAAAAAAAAGAAAGUAGAAAUUACAACGUUUGCGUUUCUUUACGUUUCCUUUUUGAUUGGCUUUUGCGAAGGAGAUAGACAAAGAACGAUAUAUAAAGGUGGUUAAUGAUCGGUAAAUGAACAAGUAACGUGGAAUAUCGCUUGAAAACUAUUCUUUAUACUGCUCGCGCUUCAUCGAUUGCAUUGAUCGGCUUGGUGAAAAGUGUCUCUUUGGUUUCGUAACGAGUUUCUUUAUUCUCGCAACGCAUAACUCGUGAGGAGGAUAAAAAAAAGGGAGGAAGGGGGGAAAUGGAAUUGCGUGGUUGGUUCAAGGUAUCGCGAGUGCAAUGGACCGAAUUAUGCCAUGGAAUGUAUAAUUCUUAGAUAGCAAAACCUGCUUAUGAUUUAAUUUAUAAUUUAAGCAACGUGUUUUAGAUGGAAAUGUUGAAAGAAAGGCAGAAAUAUUCGAAGUGAUUUUGAUAAAAUUUUAAUGGAAGUUUAGGAUUUUAUAGUAGAAUGUUUAAAAAAAAAAAGAAACAUAAAAAUUUACAAGAAAAAUUCGUAUAGAAAUAAAAAAUUUUGUAAAUGUUUUGCGUGAUAUUAUAUUUAAAAAAGACAUUUAUAAUUAAUAAUUUUGUUUAUUCCCUCUAUCUUGGUGCGUUUAAAAACAUAAGCAAAACGUACAAUCGCUUUUAAAUAAAUGUGUUCGUGGUCAAAGAAGUUGACCUGACCCACUGACACUUAUCAUGUAACAAAUUGAACUCUUUGGUUUGCGACAUCACGAAAAUUCUUUCCAUUGGUUACAAACCAAUUGUCUUCGAGAUUUCUUUUCAGUUCUAAUGACAUCAUUGUUGUAAGCAAAUCGUAUCUAAUUUUACCGCCAUUGCAUCAAUCAAAACGAGGCAAAGAAAUACGUAGAAAAAAAAAAAACUGAAUAUCAAUUUCAAUUUUAACGAUGCUUCAAUUGCUUAAAGUAAUAAAAAAGAUUCGCUACAUUGAUUAUCCAAUUUUCCACGCUAAAAUUGCGAAUUUUUCCUUUUAAAAGGCAAUUAUUUUGUGUUGUUAAUUAUACAUGCGACCACCGUAUCUUCGAUUUUUCCGUUUCUUGUCCUCUUGUCUCUAUAUAUAAAUAUAAAUAUAGAUGAGUGAUACGACGUCGUUGUUAUUUUUCUGCAUUAAAAUUGCAUAAUUCGGUAAGUUACAAGAUGCAAUUGUGUGUAAAUUCUGCUAUGAAAAAUAGAGAUACCGAAUUACCGGAUGUGAGAUCGCAAUGAUGUCGCGUCAGUCAUUUGCUUCGAAGUUAAACUAGACAGAUAGCGCCACCAAGUGCUAUCCCGAGUGGUCCAGAAUGGGAAUCAGUGCCAAACGUCAUAAAUUGUCCGACUUUGCAAAUUGUAUCGACAUUUUUUUUUUUUUUUUUUUUACCUCUUUCAAUUCUGUCGCUUAAUUCUUUCGGUGUGCUGAAUUUAACAGAAAUAUUCAAAGCUUGGAGCCUAAUAAGGAUGAUACGCGAGUUUUCGUAGAUUCGCCUAGUCAUUAAGAUUAUCAGGCUGGAACGGAAGUUCCGCUCGUUUGUCCUUUGUGGUUGACAAAAAUAAGACUGAAAAAAAUAAUCAUUCAUCUUUUCAGCAGACGAUUCAAACAUCUUCAUCUUUCUUUUCCUUUUUAAUAUCUAUUUUUUUAAUUUUCAUACAAUAUUUCGAUAUUUUUAUUUUUUUGUUAUUUCUCGAGUCUGAUUUUAAAAAUUAUUAUGCUCGAUAUCUUCGAUUUUUCGAGUAUAAAGUUGAAAGUUUCGUGAAAAACAGCCUGGUAUCGGAAUGAAGGGAGAAAGAAAAAUCCGGAGACUUGCAAGUCGGACAAAAAAUGCAACUGGAACUUAUUUAUUUUAUAUUAUCGCAUGUGCCAGAUGAAUUGUAUAGGAAAUCACCCCAGCCGAGUGUUUUCAACUCGAUGAUAUAAUUAUAACUUAUAUUUUUCAUAUAGAAUCGUGUUAUAUAUUUGAAGAGCAACGUCUAACAUCCCUUCUAUUAUUAUUUCCUUUAUAUUAAAUAGAAUCCUUCCGAUAAUAAAUAUUGUUUUAAAUAACAGAUGUGGCGUUUUGCUCUGCAAAUAAUUACACAUUAUCGUUAAUGGGUUUACGAAUCGUUCACCAUACAAUUACCUUUUUUUAAGGACUUCUCUCGAAAAUUAUCCCAUUAACUCUUCCUUUGAUAGACUCCUUUGAUAGAUGAAAUUAAUAUCGGAUAUCAAUGAGAGACAAUAGAGAGACAAAUAGCUGUUCGAACGAAGAGUUAAACGGUGAAAAUUAAUCGAGAUUUUCGCGAAGCGCAAACGAUUAUUUAUUUAUCGUGAUCUGUGCUCGUUUCGCGGACAUGUAUCGUAAUGAAAAUGUAUUUAUAUGAUUUAUCGAACGCGAUGGAGUCUCCCCGCCUUCGCUUUCUGGAGACAUUGUGCUCGUAAACGCUUUAUCUCGUCAUACGUUUGUCCUUUUACACAAGCCUUUAAACAUCACCGAUCCUAAUUAUUUAAAUAUUUGUAUUGAAUUUGAAAUUACGACAUGCAUGUCAAUGCGGAGAAUUAAAUUCAGUUCAAAAAUGCCAUGGUAAGUUUCGUAAAAACUUAUUUCGAUAAAUUUUAUGAAUUUCUGUAAAGAGUUUUUUGGGGAAUGAGUUUGAUUUUAAAGGCUCGAAAUCUAAGAAGAGAGCGAGGAUCUUUUUAAAAAUACGAGAAAUACAGAAGACGGAUUAACUGGAGAUCCAUCCCAUCCUCUUGAAUUACUUGUGAACAUAUUAUGUAUAUUGUUACGUGUCGAUUGCCAUGCAAGAUUAAUUAAUAAUAAACUAACAAUGCAAUUAAAG
Apis cerana (Asiatic honeybee) is the source of this 8613-nucleotide messenger RNA. RefSeq lists its product as uncharacterized. NCBI's taxonomy places the organism in Eukaryota, Metazoa, Arthropoda, Insecta, Hymenoptera, Apidae. The record is from RefSeq and is a predicted model, not a curated record.